AUGGAAGAUACAGAAAGUAUAGCAGAAAAUGCGCUAAGCGAGCCAGUGGAAAAUGCUUGGGCUAUGAAAAUUCCUAGAUUCACUCAAGAUGACAAUCCACAUGGUUUAUUAGAAGAAAGUAAAUUUGCCACUUUGUUUCCAAAAUAUCGGGAACAAUAUUUAAAAGAAUGUUGGCCUCUCGUUCAAAAAGUGUUAAAAGAACAUCAAAUUAUAGCUGAGCUAGACUUAAUAGAAGGAAGUUUAACUGUAAAAACAACCAGGAAAACAUGGGAUCCAUAUAUUAUUAUUAAAGCCCGUGAUUUUAUGAAACUUCUUUCUAGGAGCGUCCCAUUUGAACAAGCUGUUAGAGUUUUGGAAGAUGAGAUAGGUUGUGAUAUUAUAAAAAUUAACUCAUUUGUGAGAAAGAAAGAAACAUUUCUAAAACGUCGCCAGAGACUAAUAGGGCCCAAUGGGGUAACCCUUAAAUCAAUUGAACUGCUAACAGAGUGCUAUGUUCUUGUCCAAGGUAACACAGUAUCAGCUGUUGGCCCAUAUAAAGGAUUAGUACAAGUGAGACGUAUAAUUGAAGAUACAAUGAAAAAUAUUCAUCCAAUGUAUAAUAUAAAAAGUCUUAUGAUAAAAAGAGAGCUAAUGAAAGAUCCUAGACUUAAAAAUGAGAAUUGGGAACGCUUUUUACCUAAAUUUAAAAGUAAAAAUGUCCCAAGAAAGCAACCUAAAACUAAAAUCAAUAAGAAACCUUACACACCCUUCCCACCACCUCAACCUGAAAGCAAAAUUGACAAAGAAUUGGCGUCUGGUGAAUAUUUCCUUAAAGAUGAACAAAAACGGGCUAAACGUCGUCAUGAAAAGGAAGAACAACAAGAGCAAGUUAAGAAAGCUAGAGAAGAACAACGUAAGAAAGAUUAUAUUCCUCCUGAAGAGAAGCUUUCUAACAAAAGUGAUUCCCCUCAAGAACCAUCAUUAGAUAUUAAUAAAUUUAAAGCAAAAAUGAAGAAAUUAUCUAAACAUAAAUUAAUUGUUAAUGUU
Messenger RNA from Brenthis ino (lesser marbled fritillary), 1026 nucleotides. Lineage: Eukaryota; Metazoa; Arthropoda; Insecta; Lepidoptera; Nymphalidae. The record is from the annotation of a GenBank genome assembly.